UUAAACAAAAAAUUAAAUUGUAAAUUUGAUCUAGAAUCAUCCCAAUGGCAAAACAGGAUUUGGGCCCUAAAGAAGCAUCUCUUUUUCGUCAGAUUAUUAAACUUUAUGAAAUAAAACAAUAUAAAAAAAGUUUAAAAAAUGCGGAUCAAAUCUUAAAAAAAUAUCCUGAACAUGGAGAAACAUUAGCUAUGAAAGGUCUAAUUUUAACUUUAUUAAAUAAAAAAUCAGAAGGAUAUGAGCAUGCGCAUAGAGGGCUUAGAAAUAACCUUACAUCUCACAUAUGUUGGCAUGUUUUUGGUCUUUUACAUCGUUUGGAUAAAAAUUACAACGAGGCUAUAAAAUGUUAUCUUAAUGCUUUAAAAUAUGACAAAGAAAACUUGCAGAUAUUACGGGAUUUAGCUUUACUUCAAACUCACAAACGUCUUUUUAUACAGCUGGUUAAUACAAGAAAUAUUUUACUUCAAUUAAAUCCUAAGCAACGACAAAAUUGGACAGCAUAUGCAUUAGCAAAUUAUUUGAAUGGAGAUAUUUUAGCAUCAGAAAAAGUAUUAACAAUAUACGAAAAUAUCUCAGGGAACAAUUUAAGGAAUUAUGAAAAUUCUGAAACAAUUUUAUACAAAUGUACUAUAAUCAUGGAAUUGGGGAAUUAUAUAGAAGCAUUAAAUUAUAUAAAUUCUGUAGAAUGUCAAGUGAUUGAUAAAAUGUCUAUUAUGGAGAUUAAGGCUAAAUGUUUUUUAAAAUUACAAAAAAAAGAAGCGAUAGCGGAGUAUAUUAAGCUAUUAGAUCGUAACUCUGAAAAUUGUGAAUAUUACAUGGAUCUAGCUAAAGCUAAAGGAUUAAAAAACAAAAAUGAAGUAAUAGACACUAAUGGAUUGAAACAAAUGUAUAUUGAUCUUGAGAAAAGAUAUCCCGGAUCAUAUGUAGCUAAACGUUUACUUCUUGAUUUCUUAUCUGGCGACGAAUUUAAAAUAGCUAUAAAUAAAUAUUUAAAAAGACUUUUUAAAAAAGGCACACCAUCCACAUUUAUUUCUAUUAAAUGUUUAUAUUCAGAUAAAGAAAAAAAAGACAUAAUUCAAAAUUCGGUAGAACAAUACUUAGAUAAUUUAUAUUUAAAAAAAGAUAUUUUAUGCGGAGUUGAGAAUGAAACAAAGAAUAACGAUCCAACUUUAUUGCUUUGGAUAUUAUAUUUUCUUGCUCAACAUUAUGACUAUUUGCGUGAAACAGAAAAAGCAUUAAUGUACAUUAAUAGAGCUAUUGAGCAUACACCUACCCUUGUGGAGUUAUAUUUAACUAAAGCACGUAUAUAUAAACAUUCAGGAAAUACUCAAUUAGCAAUGUUCUUUCUUAAUAAUGCACGGAAAUUAGAUUUACAAGACAGAUAUAUAAAUACAAAAUGUGCAAAAUAUAUGUUACGUAAUGAUUGCAAUGAAGAGGCUCUAAAUAUUCUUAGCCUUUUUACUAAGAUUAACAUAAUUGAUGGACCAAUAGAUGAUUUAGUUGACAUGCAAUGUAUUUGGUUUAUUUUAGAAGAUGGACAAUCAUUUUUACGUCAAAAAAAAUACAACAUUGCAUUAAAACGUUUCGAAACAAUUCGUAAAAUUUUUAAUAUUUGGAGCGAGGAUCAGUUUGAUUUUCAUUCUUAUUCUUUAAGAAAAGGUACUAUUAGAACUUAUAUUAACUGUUUAAAAUGGGAAGAUAAUUUAUUUUCACAUCCAUUCUAUCUAAAAGCAGCACAGCUAGCAAUCAAAAUAUAUGUUUUACUUUAUGAUUAUCCGAAUUUAAAAAACGAUCUUAACUAUAUUGAUUCAAUUGCAUUCGAUAACAAGGAAACAUUAAAACAAAUGGAAAAUAUUCAAUUUCAAAACAAUAAUUUAAAUAAAAAAUAUAAAGAAAACGAAAAAUUAAAUUUUGAUGAUGAUCCAAAUGGAAAUAAAUUAAUUCAGACCGAAAAUCCUCUUCAAGAUGCUUUGCGUUUUCUUUCACCAUUGCAAUCACUUGUUCUUGACAAUAUACAGAUCUAUAUUUUAGGGUUUGAAAUUUAUUUUCGUCAGAAAAAUUAUUCACAAGCUUUAAAAUGCAUUUUGAAUGCACAAAAAUUGGAUUUAUAUCAUCCAGAAUUACAUUUACAAAUAAUUUAUUUUAAAAAAAACUUUAAAAAUAUUUUAGAGUCCCAGGAUGUAGAAGAAAUAACUCAAAAAAAAAAUGAAAUAUUUUCUACCGAUAUUACAGAAUAUGAUUUAAAUGAGGAAUUUUAUAAAUAUACGAAAAAUUUUAGUGCAUACCAUGUAUUAUCUUAUAUUAAAAGUCUUGUACUUAUUAAUGAGCUUUCUCAUUUAGAAAAAGCCAUAGUACAGCUUUUAUCCUUUGACAAUAUUGUGGUAUUUAGGGAAGCGUUUGAUAUCGUUACUGAAGAUAGACUUAAGAGUCUUUUUAAGAAAUUAAUUUUAGCAAAAUUUCCAUUAGCUACUGGUUUUGACUAA
Messenger RNA from Pneumocystis murina B123, 2480 nucleotides. RefSeq lists its product as hypothetical. Gene Ontology annotation, molecular function: protein-N-terminal amino-acid acetyltransferase activity; protein binding. Gene Ontology annotation, cellular component: cytoplasm; NatA complex. The transcript is spliced from 12 exons. Gene Ontology annotation, biological process: N-terminal peptidyl-methionine acetylation. The record is from RefSeq and is a predicted model, not a curated record. Bases 45 to 2480 code for a protein of 811 amino acids. Lineage: Eukaryota; Fungi; Ascomycota; Pneumocystomycetes; Pneumocystales; Pneumocystaceae.